AAAGUUCAUUUUCUAUCUGAUUCUGCACCUAGAAUCAUUUAAGUGCUGGUGCACAGCCUAUAUUGAUACACAAACAUAAAACUGCAGUCUUCUCUUUUCCAUUUGAACAUUUGAUUAUUUUAUUUCUUUAUGAUUUUGGUUCUCAAAAUUUCAUGAUGAAAAGCUUCUUCUUGUCUCUGUUAGUAGGUCUUCUUUUCAGUAAAGACUACGUUAAACCCACAGAAAUAGAUGGGAAGAAGAAAUGGAAAGGUGAAGGUACCACACCUAACCUGGAGAGCAUUGUAAUUGGAAGGUGUUAUGAAUAUAUUAGAAUUGUGAAUCCAAGUAUUGGUGAGAAGAACUGUACAGAGAUAUGGGAAGCUUUCAGAAAGGCUUUUAUUAAUAAGGAUCCUUGCAACAUUUUACCAUCAGACUAUGAGUUAUUUAUUAACCUGGCACUGCACACAAUUCCACCUAACAAGUCUCUGUUCUGGGAAAAUAACCAUCUGCUGGUCACCAGCUAUUCUGAUAGAACUCGUCGCUACAUGCCUCUGUGUGAUACUUUAAUUGGUUCAUUUGGAGAUUUCCUGAACUGGUGUGGACAAGCAAACGAUACUGGAUUUAAUUAUGAUUCCUGCCCUAACACAGAAGAGUGUGAAAAUAAUGCAGUAGAAUCUUUCUGGAAGAUUGCAUCAAUCACUUAUGCAAAGCAGAGCUCUGGGGUAAUAUACGUUAUGCUGAAUGGUUCUGCGAUAGGGGGUGCCUAUCCAGUCAAAGGUUUUUUUGCAGACUAUGAAGUGCCUAACUUCCAAAAAGACAGAAUUUCACGAAUUGAAAUCUGGGUCAUGGAUGACAUUGGGGGACCUGACUUGGAUUCCUGUGGGAGAGGCAGUGUACAAAUACUAGAAGAGAGACUCAAAACCAUGGGUUAUGACAUCACCUGCAUUGACAAUUACAAAUCUGUACUGCUGUUAAAGUGCCUGGAUUAUCUUAAUCAUUCUGAUUGUUCCAUGGUUUUCUCUGCACCUUCAACACAAAGAGGACUUGUAUCUCCAGACAGAGGCGGCAGCCGGAGCAGGCUCAUUUAUACUAUUUUUGUAGCAUUUGUUUUUGAGAUCUGCUUUAACCCACUGAAUUAAUGUAUGUAAUUCAAUCCUUCUGUUUGCCUCCAUUGUCUGUAAGUUUGGCAUUAUCCUGUCUCUGAAUGUAAUUCCUCCCUUAAUUCCUGUGAUUGCAAGUCUGCCUGUUAUAACUUAUGUAACAUUGCCUUUGACUCCUCUGCUGCUGGAAGCUUCAUCCAUGCCUUCCUCUCUCCUCAUCUGGGUAACUCCCUCCUUGUCUGUGGCCUCAACUUAUUCCAGUUAUCCAGAAUCCCAUGAUGAAUGGUACUGCCCUUUUAUUCACCUGUCAGGAACCAGGGCCACACCACCCCUAUUCAAUGCCACCUGGGGGGGGGGGGGUGGAGGGCCCAGUGGGGCAAUUUGCCCCAGGCCCCACAGGGCCCCCACAAGAAUAUAGUAUUCUAUAGUAUUGCAACUUUUUUAAUGGAAGGGGCCCCCAAAAUUGCUUUGCUCCGGGCCCCCUGAAUCCUCUGGGCAGCCCUGCCCCUAUUCACAAAUAGCUUCAUUGUCUCCCCACCCAUUUUUGGAUCCAUUUUAAAAACUGCCUUCUUGUUUUUAAAAGGCUUCCUUCUCCCUUGGGCUUCAUUCUCCCCUGCCAUGCACCUUGUGUUAUCUGCACCUCUUUGAAGUGAGUGCAGAUGGGAUGUAAAAUGCUAUCCCUUGUGUGAAUGGGUAGCAUUUUAAACUCACUUUGUACAAGCGUAAAUAACAAAACUAGGAGUAAGGCAGUGGAGAAUUUGGCCCAUUGUUUUCACAUGCACUAUAUCCAUCACUAUCAGAGUUCCUCAACUGGUUGCUUUCUGGGAGAAGGGAAGAUUGGAUGUGGCAGGGGUCCUGGGGGAGGGAGGCCAUCAGGAAUAAAAGCGGGGUUGGAUGGGCUGGUGGAGGUCCGGGGGCAGUCAGCAGACAUGGGAAGUUGGAUGGGGCAGGAGUCCCUUGGGGGGCAGAUAGGAGGUAGAGGCCCCCUCCCCUAACCAGCCCUGCAUACAAUCUAUGAAACCUGAUGCGGCCCUCAAGCCAAAAAGUUUGCCCACCCCUGGUUUAGAGCGCUAAGUAAGUACUAACUGUCACAGUUUUAGGUAACUACACCUGUAUCCUCCCCUCUGUGGUCCACUCCAGGAGUUCCCAGUCAGGUCUCCAGGAAUCACUUGUUUCUGGGCAGGGAUCCUUGCCCCACUCCCUUCUGACCUAGGGUUUUAAGGCUGAACAGCUCCCUGCCUUACACUGUGAUAUCCCCAGCAAGCAGUCUACCUAAAGGUCAGCGCCUGUGCUUUUCUCUCUCUCUCUGAGGGCUAUCAACAGUAUAUUGUCAGCAGUUACAAAUUACCACACAACUCUUUCUGAGCAAGCACCUUUAUUGUUAAAGAUAAAAGCAUUUUGGAGAAAACAUAUUAAAACAAUAAACAGAUUUAAAUACA
Gopherus flavomarginatus (Mexican gopher tortoise) is the source of this 2518-nucleotide messenger RNA. It is a transcript of the gene BST1, whose product is annotated as bone marrow stromal cell antigen 1. Gene Ontology annotation, biological process: positive regulation of B cell proliferation. The transcript is spliced from 9 exons. Gene Ontology annotation, cellular component: plasma membrane. The coding region runs from base 153 to 1118 and encodes 321 amino acids. NCBI's taxonomy places the organism in Eukaryota, Metazoa, Chordata, Testudines, Testudinidae. Gene Ontology annotation, molecular function: phosphorus-oxygen lyase activity; NAD+ nucleosidase activity. The record is from RefSeq and is a predicted model, not a curated record.